Molecule: messenger RNA, 1698 nt
Organism: Anopheles bellator
Lineage: Eukaryota; Metazoa; Arthropoda; Insecta; Diptera; Culicidae
Exons: 2
Coding region: 548-1360 (270 amino acids)
Source: RefSeq, a predicted model, not a curated record
UACUGGUGCUUGAUUGGGUUGGCCACAUGUUUGAAAGGUUGGAAAACUGGGCACGUUAUACGGCUGAGCGGAUUUGUGCGUGCGAUGAGAAGUGAAUGCGCAAUAAACACAUACACGACCAACGUGAGCAGGACAGUUUUUUCACCGGGUUCCCACCGCUCGCGUUCACGUCAAGCGAGUGAUGGCAAAAUGGUCGCCAUGAUUUGAUGCUGAUGCUGAGAAGCUUUUGGAUGAGAGAACUCGUGCUGAUUUAGUGAGAAUUGUUCGUCCUCAAUUCACCCAUAUUUACACUACCCAGCUCAUCGUUCGGCGCCGUUAUUGUUGGUAGUGGCAAAAGCGCGCGAUUAUUGUGCAUACGGGGAUUAUUGUGAAUACCGGGCAAGGCCAAUGAUUCGGAGGGACGCUAAACCGAAGCGAUAGUUGUUGACCGCGUCGCGUGGAUAAAUACUUCAAAUGGACAUCGCGAAUGUAGACGUAAAAACCCAAAAGUGCGUCCAACGUACAGAAGGAAGAGCUCGUGCGGAUAUUCGAGGAGUACCAGCAGAAGAUGAAGCUAGAGAAUCUGGACGAUAGCAAAGAACGCACCAAGUUCUGGACCGACGCGGCGCAGCGGUUGAACAAGAUAGAAGGUGGCACGGUCAAACCGAUCUCGAAGUGGGUGAAGUACUGGGCGGACGUCAUCAUAAACCUGCGCCGCAAGAGCCGCCUCGUGAUGGAGGGGCGUUCGCGGCGGAUCGGACCGACGCAACUGGAAGUGCGCAUUCUGCGCGUGAGCAACUGCUACGAUGUGCUCGAAAAUUGGACGAAAUCGGUCGACGGCACUACCGAGCUGGGCAUUGCCCCCGUUGAAGAGUACUACCCGGAGGACACCGGCGUACAAAAGGAGGAAAUUGUGGUGGAAAACUAUAACGAAGACCAGCUGGUGGACGAAGAGUACGUGUCCUUCACCAAGAGCGACAUGGACGGCACGGCACAAACCGUGACCACGGAGCUGCACAUCCGCAAAGCCUCCACGGAGGAGUUGAAACCGGCCCAACAUCAUCCGACGACGGAGUACUCCAUCGAACUGUCGGCGGUUAACAGCCUCACCAGCGCCACGAGCGAAUUCCUGCGACCCAAGCCGCCGAUCGUGGCCGAGGUGCGGCUGAAGGAGAAUCUGAAACGAAACACCGAAAAGCUCGAAACGGUGAUGAAAAAGCGAAAGAUUGACGACUCCAAGUACGCCAUUGCCCAAGCCCUCACCAACAUGUCGUCCGCGAUACUGGCCCUGUCGAACGGCGUCAGUGAUCUGGCCCAGGCGCUCAUGAACGAUAGCAGCAGCAGUGGUAGCGGCAGCGGCUUGCAAGAGUCGGUUCUGUAACCGCGAUGGCGCGCGUCGUAGCGUUAUUAAUUAGUUUUAAAGCGGAAGACGAAGCGAAGCGGACGGUUCGGGGUUCGCUACCAGCUAAGGACGACGGAGACGAAGGUACACGAAAUAAAAGGUAUCGUUUUAUUUCAUAAUUUACACAAUUCACUCUUUUCGGUUGAUAAGGUAUCACAAUACAGUUGUCCGUAACAAAAAAAAACAAUAAAAUAAACGCAAACGGGAACGGGCAACGAAUGACCGGAGGCCCCCUGUCUUUUCCCCUCUCUCUAACAAGAUCCUUAGCGUAUGUGUUAGGCCAUUUUCUUCGACUAAAUGAAUAGUAAUAAAACAAA